Molecule: messenger RNA, 3091 nt
Organism: Arvicanthis niloticus (Nile rat)
Lineage: Eukaryota; Metazoa; Chordata; Mammalia; Rodentia; Muridae
Source: RefSeq, a predicted model, not a curated record
UGCGGGUUGGGUGCCCGACACUGGCCUAAGUUUCACGUGGAUGUGAAAACUUACUGCAGCAACUGGAGCCUUGUGGAGCGGUCUGGAGAGUCACCAGUCAGCACCACAGUGGCUGGAGCCGCAGCUCAGCGGUCCAAGAAUCUCCUAGGUCAGUGGCGCUGUAGUAAAACAGGGUUGUUGACAUGCAGUGUGAUGUGACUGUGAGCUUCUCUCAGGAAGAGGGGGAAAGCCUGGACACUGCUCAUAGGGUUUUGUACUGAGACUGAACAUUGCAGAAUUGCAGCAAUCCCGUUUCUGUGGGUGACAAUAGUUUCUUGCAGUCUUCCUGGAUUCUUCUCAGGGUUCCUAAGGAAAUGACUCUGCAUGUGUGUAAAGUCUCUGUGAAUGAGUCCCACAUCUCACAGAAAGCUUGCACUUUUCAGCCACACCUGCUCAUCAUUGAAGUGUCCUGGAAGGAGGAGAGAGAGGCAACAGGAGCAAAGGAUCCAGAAGGGGCCCAAUUAUUGUUCUUGAAACAGAAACUCAGAACAGAGCAACAGAAAGAAAUGGCUGCUUCUCCAGGUCUGUUGACAUUCAAGGAUGUGGCUUUGGACUUCUCCCAGGAAGAGUGGGAAUGCCUGGACUCUGCUCAGAAGGCUUUGUUCAUUGAUGUGAUGUUAGAGAAUUACAGCAACUUGGUCUCUGUCGAGAAGCACCACAGGUGUGGUAAAUAUGAGAAGGUCUUGGAUCAACACUCAGAGCAUAUAGUCCGUCAACAUGUGAAUAUCCAAGAGAAGUCUUACAAAUAUAAGGAGCUUGGCAAAAUGAUUCAUGAGUCUUCUCCAUGUAUACCUUAUAACACAAGUGGUACUGCAGAAAACUGCAACAAGUCCAGACAUCGUAACUACCAGGAUGCUUUCAUUGAAUCAUCAAACCUAAACAGACAUAAAAGUGUACAUACUAGAGAAGAACUUUUCAAAUAUAAAGACUGUGGCAAAUGUUUAUGUUCCAACAUUAGUCCAAAUCAGAGUAUCCACCCUAUAACGAUGGAGCACAAGUAUACUGAAAAUGAUAAGCUUUGGGAUUCUACCCACAGACUUGAACAUCAAAGAACUCAUAGUGGAGAGAAAGCACACAAUUGUGGGAAAUUCUCUAGGAGCUGCUCAAGCCUCAGUACACAUCAGAGACUUCACACUGGAGAUAAACCAUGGAAAUGUAAAGAAUGUGGUAAGUCCUUUAAGUGGCUGUCUCACCUUAAAACCCAUUGCAGAAUCCACACUGGAGAGAAACCUUACAAAUGUAAUGAAUGUGAUAAAGGCUUUUCCCGGCUAUCUAGACUUAAAAGCCAUUAUAGAACCCAUACUGGAGAGAAACCUUACAAAUGCGAGGAAUGUGGUAAGUGCUUUGCUCGCUUGUCAAGACUUAAAAGCCAUUAUAGAAUCCAUACAGGAGAGAAACCUUACAAGUGUAAGGAAUGUGGCAAAUCUUUUACCCAUUGCACAGGUCUUAGUACACAUCAGAAAAUUCAUACUGGGGAGAAACCUCACAAAUGCAAAGACUGUGGUAAAUCCUUUUAUCUAUUGUCAACACUUAAAGAACAUUUUAGAGUCCACACUAGAGAGAAACCUUACAAGUGCAAAGAAUGUGGUAAGUUCUUCCAUUGGUUGUCAGGCCUUAAAAGCCACUACAGAAUCCACACUGGAGAGACACCUUACAAAUGUAAGGAAUGUGACAAGUCAUUUUCUCAGUUAUCAAGACUUAAAAGCCAUUAUAGAACCCAUACUGGAGAGAAAUCUUGCAAAUGUUUAGAAUGUGACAAAUAUUUUACCCAAUGCACAGCUCUUAAAAGACAUCAGAAAAUUCAUACUGAUGACAAACCCUACAAAUGUGAAGAGUGCAGCAAAUGUUUUUAUGUGUUGUCUCACCUAAAAAGCCAUUGCAGAACUCAUACUGGAGAGAAACCUUACAAAUGUGAGGAAUGUGGCAAGUGCUUUUCUCAGUUGUCAAAACUUAAGAACCAUUAUAGAAUUCAUACAGGAGAAAAACCUUACAAGUGUAAGGAAUGCGACAAAUCCUUUACUCACUGUACAGCUCUUAGUACACAUCAGAAAAUUCAUACUGGAGAGAAACCCUACUCAUGCAAAGACUGUGGUAAAUCCUUUUAUCUGUUGUCAAGACUUAAAGAACAUUACAGAGUCCACACUGGAGAGAAACCGUACAAUUGCAAGGAAUGUGGUAAGUUCUUCCAUUGGUUGUCAAACCUGAAAAGACAUUCCAGAAUUCACACUGGAGAGAAACCUUACAAAUGUGAGGAAUGUAAAAAAUCCUUUACCCACUGCUCAAGUCUUAAAGCUCAUCAGAAAAUUCAUGCUGGGGUGAAACCCUACAGAUGUGAAGAGUGUGGCAAGUCUUUUUAUUGGUUGUCAAACCUUAAAACCCAUUCCAGAAUCCAUACUGGAGAAAAACCUUACAAAUGUGGUGAAUGUGAGAAAUCCUUUACCCAGCGUUCUCUUCUCACAAAGCAUAACAGGAUCCAUAUUGGAGGAAAACAUGGACAUAGAAACGUGUGACAGCUUUUGAUAAAUGAUUAAAUCAUAGAAAAUACCAAGAGUUUAUACUAAUUCAUGAGGAUAAAAUGUAAUCAGAAAAGUCAAACCAAAAGGAAACCACAAGAAUGUUCGCUGUUGUGAAAUCCUCAUGUCUUGUGCAUUAGAAAUUUCAUGCUAGAGAACCCAUGCUAUGCAUUGAUUUUUGUCAAAGCCUUUACCUAGUGUUAAAAUUGUAGCUACAUCUGAAAAUUCAUUCUGAAAGAAAACCCAAGAAACUCCUUUAAUAAAGACUCCUCUUUUUCUUACCUUCAAUAUAAUCAUUUAGGAGUCAAACCAUACAGAUAGCAAGAGAAUGAGAAACGUUAAAGAGAUAACUUGUAGGUGUGAUACCUGUACAUACAUAACCAGGGAAUCCCAAAGAAUGUGCAGGAAAAAUUGUUUUUCAGUACUCAAGAAAAUUGGAAAAGUAUUUAGUCCAACUGAAAAGCACAGUGAUUCGUAUAGAAACACUAAGACACAACAGACAUUAGUAUAGAAACACUAAGACACAACAGACAUUAGUA